Aureobasidium namibiae CBS 147.97 is the source of this 858-nucleotide messenger RNA. RefSeq lists its product as uncharacterized. Gene Ontology annotation, molecular function: membrane insertase activity. Gene Ontology annotation, cellular component: mitochondrial inner membrane. NCBI's taxonomy places the organism in Eukaryota, Fungi, Ascomycota, Dothideomycetes, Dothideales, Saccotheciaceae. The record is from RefSeq and is a predicted model, not a curated record. The transcript has a single exon. Gene Ontology annotation, biological process: protein insertion into mitochondrial inner membrane from matrix; mitochondrial respiratory chain complex IV assembly. The annotation marks the transcript as partial.
GCUGCAACUCCCAUCAUCUCUGCCGCCACGAACGCUCCUCCACCCACAUCCGCUACCGAUGCCCUCGCGACCAACAACAACCCUUUUGACAUUGCCGAUGCCACCGACUAUGCCAACCUGCCCGAGAGACUAGGCUUCUUGAAAGAUCUCGGUCUUGACUAUGGAUGGGGUCCCACCGCUUUGAUCGAGUGGUCGCUGGAACAUGUCCAUGUGCUGUCUGGCAUGCCCUGGUGGGGCUCCAUCGCCGCAACCGCUUUCCUCUACCGUCUGUUCCUGGUUCCCAUGUUCAUGAAGGCCAACGAGAAUGGCGCAAAGAUGCGCGCCAUGCAGCCCAUCACACAACCCAUGAACGCCAAAAUGAUGGACGCCAUGCGAAACGGCGACAGAGUCACUGCCAUGACUAUGCGUCAGGAGUUGAUGCAAAUCAACAAGGCCGCCGGCGUCAGCACUUUCGGCAUGCUGGUCCCCAGUGUCGUCCAGGGUGUGUUUGGUUUCUGUGCUUUCCGUCUGCUGCGCGCAAUGUCCAAUCUUCCUGUCCCUGGCCUCGAGACUGGCGGUUUCCUCUGGAUCACCGACUUGACUCAAACGGACCCUUACUUGCUUCUUCCUGCCAUUAUGGGCGGUACCCUACACUUGGUCAUGCGUAUGGGCGGUGAGACCGGCACUCCCGUGACCGAAAGCAUGAGACCUUUCCUCCUCUACGUCUUCCCCGGCAUCGUCCUCAUCACCACCGCCUGGCUGCCCGCCGCCCUCAACGUCUGGCUCUGCACAACAGGUAUCAUGGGUGUAGCUCAAGUCCACCUCCUCAAGCGCCCCGAGGUCCGCCGCUUCUUCGGCCUGCAACCCAUGGUCGACCCA